This is a messenger RNA of Penicillium psychrosexuale, 3750 nucleotides long. Its product is annotated as ankyrin repeat domain-containing protein. The record is from RefSeq and is a predicted model, not a curated record. Gene Ontology annotation, molecular function: protein binding. The transcript has 4 exons. NCBI's taxonomy places the organism in Eukaryota, Fungi, Ascomycota, Eurotiomycetes, Eurotiales, Aspergillaceae. The coding region runs from base 1 to 3750 and encodes 1249 amino acids.
AUGAAGGUUCUCGGCACCGGUUACACCGACAAUUGGAUCGCUUCCGCUCUAUAUAUUCGAAUUUUGACCUAUCAAAACACAUCCAGGGGCUUUCUACAAAAAGGGAGUGAUACCCCUACAGUCUUGACCAAUACUAGCAAAGGCGAAACUCAAAACCUAGCCUCUCGGAGCAUCGUCUAUGGGAACAGUCUUGCACAAAACACUACCGAUCUAUUGGUUUCAAGCGAUGGUGUUAGCAACAGUAUUGCUUCUGCAGACCUGUGGAGUGCAGCAUACCGCGAGGCAGUUGAAAUGUUUGGGAAGGAACUGGACAUCGCUGAUAUGAAGGGAAAGAAUGUCAUGCAGCUAUUCCAUGACCUUGAAGUUACUGGAAAAGAAAAAGUCCACGAAUCUGCCUUUCUGAGGGGCUUGAAUUAUUUGCGAGCACACAAAAUAUAUCUCGAGGGAUUCAAGCUAGCGCUGGAUCUAUCAAGCCCACUGGCAAAUAUGGAACCAGCUACAAAUGCGGCUUUUGGUGUGGUUAGAAGCGUGACUGCGAUUGCUAUCAGCUUUGCAACCGCUGAUUUGGACUUCGCGAAGCAAAUUGUAGCGAUGCUGAAGCAAAUUGCCUACAUCGAUGACUGUGACACGCUUGGCCAGAAAGCGGAUAGGAACGACAUCCAUAAAGCACUCGUCUCGGUGUAUCAAAAGAUCCUCGAGUUCUACGAAGCUGCACUUGAGAUCUUGAAAAGGACUGGAGCAAGAUUCAUAAUGAAAAUGGUUCUGGAGAACGACCGCCUUCCAACCAUUGUGCAAGAAUUUCUGGAAUGUUCACAAAAUCUCACGAAGAUCAUAAGUAAAGCGACGUGCGAAAUCCAGACCGAUAUUCAACGUAUGCUCUAUGAUCGUGAAAGUAAGUCUUCAUACAUUUCACGCUGUUAUACGCAUUCUUACCUGAUCCAAGUUUCCAGAUGGCUGGGUGGUGACAAGAUGAGCCAACAAACCCAGUACCAUCAAUAUUUGACCGAACAACGAGCUGAUAAAGCUUGUGAAUUCUUACUGGAGAAUCCCAAUUUCAUCAACUGGUACCGAGCUUCCGAUUCACAGCAGUUGAUGAUCUUCGGCGAUAUGGGCAGUGGAAAAAGCUUUGCUAUGGCAUUUCUUGCGGACGAGCUGGUACGAAGAAGCAAACACCAACUACCUCAGCCCAAGGUCUGCUAUUACUAUUGCCGGGAUGAUGAGACGGGGAAAACCGUCUUCAUAUUAUCGGCUCUAAUUUUAUCGCUCCUUGGGCAGCUCACGGGUCUGAAGAAGCCAUUUGUUCAGUGGUACAAGGAGGCUCAGAACUCCGGGGACUUUGAUCCGGCGACAAAUUUCAAAACACUGGGAGAGUUCCUAUGCAAAGUGCUCGAAGCAAUUGAUCGCCCGGUCUUUGUGGUGAUUGAUGGCCUGGACGAGUGCAAUAGAGAAUCCCGAAGUAAUCUCCUGACAAUAUUGCGAAAAUUGUUACAGAGAGUUUCGGGGCUGAAAAUCAUACUGUCUUCCCGUACACAGGAUGAGAUCUUGGAACGGCUUCACGAUACGGCUAAGAUCGAAAUGGUAACUGACGCUCAUCGAGAUGGCAUUAUCGUCGCAAAAGUCGUCGAAAGAAAGUUGUUCGAUCUAUCGCCGAAUGUCAAGUCACUUGUCAUCGACAGACUUACUCGUCUAGCAAAAGGAAGCGCCAUAUGGACGAGGAUGACCAUUGAGCUGAUUGAAACCCGCAAAAUUAUGGCAUUCGAUCCGAUGAAAAGCUUCUUGGAAGAAAUGUCACUCCCCGAACAGCUAUCAGAAGUUUACAGCACGUUGCUCUCCCGCUGCUCUUCAAACGAUCCCGACAACCUCAAAAUUGCCAGUACCGCGCUCAAGAUUCUCGCCACCACUAACCGAAAUUUGAGCAUACUAGAGCUCGGCUGGGCCGUUGCAUUAGGUACGACUCGACAUGUCACUACCGUAGAUGCUCUUGCCAAGCUAGUGGAUCACCAGAGAGUCAUGAGGUUAAUUCACCCGUUCAUUGCUCACGUCGAGUUCAAAGACGUAAAGAAGCACCAGGUUCGACUCGUGCACCAGUCGGUGAAGGAGUUUGUACUGAAGAAUUUCGUCUCGAAUCAGCCAUGGCGACACGGUCCAAUCUCAAGAGAACCCGAUGAAAUGAUUCUUGACCAGUGCUCUGAAAGUCUGCAGGCAUUUAUCCUUGAUAUUUGCACCAGGUAUCUUCUUCUUGAAGACAUUGGCAGAAGAACUCUGUUCUCCGAGGAUCUUGUGGCAAUUGCAGAGCUGCCCCAAGACAUAUUCAACGAUAACGAAGGGCCGAUCGAGUACGACAAAAAUUGCACAUGGGAAGCUUGGGAGGAGGAUAUGAUCCAUUUUGAUCCCACUGACCGCGGCUUUGGAGAGUUCUUUGUCUACGCAUCAUGCCAUUGGUUGAACCACUUCUGCACCAUUACAGCUGAACAUCUUCCAAGUCUAGAAACCAUAGAGAAGAUAUGCCAAGCGGGCUCGACUCGAUUAAGCAAUUGGAUUCAACAAAACUGCCGCCCGGGCUGCACGUUAACGCCAAGAUUUGAGUUUGAAAGCAGUCUGUACGAUCCUCUCAGCAUCGCUUCGCUUUAUGGCUCAGUAGCCAUGCUACGAGAUAUGCUUGAAAACUCAUCCUUCGACAAGGACAUUUUUCUGGAACAGUCGGCUAUGAGAGCUGCUCAUGAGAUUCUCCGAUGGGGGGACGUAUCAAGACUUGGAAUCAUCUUCUUCAGUGAUCGACUUGGUCAUCAGCUACGAAAUCUUGACUUUUUCCGACUUAUCAUCAAAUGGUGGUGCAACCGCACUCUCACCAACCACCAAUGCGAUCUUGUAUUUGAUCUUGUCAAUGAUGUGUCAAAUCAAUUGGUCCAGGAACAAUGGGGAAAUGAACUUCUGUGCAUAGCUGCUAGUGCAGGCUGCAUGCCCAUAAUCCGGCGGCUAAUGACCAGCGCUCAGCAUAGUCCAGAGCUAAAGAGCGAAUUGCUGCGUGGGUAUCGACUCGAACAAUGGUCACAAGUUGUCAAACCAACACAUCAGUCGAUCGGAGAGGCUGUUUUGAGAAACAACCUUGACGUGGUACAAUAUUUACUGGGUGAGAGUGGCAUCGAAGCCCUUCUUCGAUAUCGGAAUUCCCGUGGUGAAAACGUUCUGCAUUUGGCGUCAAAAACCUGCAACCCAGAUAUCUUCCGACUAUUGGCCCUUCAUUUCCAGGAAGGAAUCCACCAAGAAGAUGAUCAAGGCGACACAGCUCUAGUGCGGAUAAUCACCAGUUCUUCACCCACAAAAGACCGGUACGAGUCGGCGAAGAUUCUCCUCUCACAUUAUGACACGGACUGGAAUUUCCAUUCUUGGAAUGAGCAACAUAAUGCUUUGCGGGCCGCUGUGAAGAUUUGCGAUCUAGGCAUGUGUUGCCUUUUGAUAUGUAUUGGCAAGAUCAACGCACUUCCAUCCAUGACCUGUGAUAGCGUGAGCCAAGUCGAUCUGGAAAACAUACGUGUUGAAAAUGAGGGGAAUAUGCUGGAGAUCUUAGCGGAUCUUUUUGAGAUCAUGAAAGUGCUGCCCAAUGACGAUUCAGCGCAGCUUUUUGGUCCAAUGACGGAGCGGUCUAUUCGGAAAUUGGCUGAGGACCGUUUUAACAGUGACUUUGGAGAUCUAAUUAGUGGUUUACAUCCUGUUGAAGUGGUCUGUCGGACUCACAAGAGCCAUCAGUGA